Polypterus senegalus (gray bichir) is the source of this 554-nucleotide messenger RNA. It is a transcript of the gene insl3, whose product is annotated as insulin-like 3 (Leydig cell). Gene Ontology annotation, cellular component: extracellular region. Gene Ontology annotation, molecular function: hormone activity. Bases 1 to 489 code for a protein of 162 amino acids. The record is from RefSeq and is a predicted model, not a curated record. The transcript is spliced from 2 exons. Lineage: Eukaryota; Metazoa; Chordata; Cladistia; Polypteriformes; Polypteridae.
AUGUCGCGUUCUUUUUUGUUUCUCUGCUUGGGAAUUUCUCUCUCUGCACUGGUUGGGAGCCGCCAGGUGUUGGCGCAGAACAACAGGGUGAAGCUGUGUGGUCGCGAGUUCGUCCGCAGUGUAGUGGUGUCGUGUGGCAGUCCCCGCUGGAAGCGUUUCUCUUCGGAGAUUGAGCAGCCACAAGUUGGUCUUUAUGGGCAGCUCCUCAGCUGGUUGGACGGCAACAACAACCUGGAAUCCUUCUUCCCACCUGAAGUGACAGACGAGCCUUCAAUUACGAGUCAGGAGGCUGGGGAAGUGCAAACACCCUUUGGAGAUGAGGAGGGCUCUCCAUUUCACCUUAGUCCAUUCACAAUUGAAGUCCCACCGAGCUCCACAGGAAGUGCUCCAUCUGAGAAGUGGGCCUCUAGGACCAGACGUGAAGCGAGUCUAGCCGGGAUCUGCUGCAGACUUGGCUGCACUAAAAGCGAGUUGUCCCUCUACUGCUGAGGCACUUCAAACCCACCACUGAUGAGCCCUUCCUGCCAAUGCACUGUUUUCUUCUUCUGCUCCAA